GAGAGAGAGGGGAGAGAGAGUGGGGUGGAUGAAGAGGAAAAGGAGGAGAGGGGAAGCGGGAUGCUGACAGAUUCCUGAUAGAUGGCUAAAAUGGCGAAAGCGUGUUGAGUCGUCCUGCAGGUCCGAACAUGUACCCGGAUGCUCACCUGUUAACUUCACCUUGUUUCCCGCACCUGCUGGAUUAUUCGCGCGUUUAAAUGGCCUCCGCCAGGCAAUGUCGCCUGGCUGCUUGCUUUUUGGGGAUCCUCCUGAACGCUUUCGUGGGUGUGUCAUCCGAUGCGGAGCUCUCCUUCACCCUGGAGCCCAGUGACAUCAUUGCGGUGCAGCAGCAGCCCCUCAUGCUCCACUGCCAGGUGAACGGCAUCCCCCCUAUCACAACACAAUGGAGGCACAACGGCGUGCUUUUAACUCAGGACCAGUAUCACACCACCUUCAUCAACGGCUCCCUCCUAAUUGGCCACUUCCUGAAGACCAAGUCUGACAACUCGUCUGAUGAAGGCGACUACGAGUGUGUGGCCCAGAAUUCUUUUGGGUUAGUAGUGAGCAGAAAGGCGCGGGUACAAGCAGCCACCAUGGCGGACUUCCACGUACAACCAGAGGCGGUGCAUGUUGAGGAGUCUGGUGUGGCCAGAUUCCAGUGCCAGAUUCACGGCCUGCCAGAGCCCGUUAUCAGCUGGGAAAAAGAUGGCCGUCCUGUGGACACCAAGGACAAAAGGUACACCCUUUUACCAACGGGUGUCCUGCAGAUCACAGGAGUACGCGAGGAGGACAGUGGAAAGUUCUGCUGUGUGGCACAUAACAGCGCAGGAGUAAAACACAGCACUGAGGCCCUCCUCACGGUUUCAGGUUCCCAGUCUUCUGUUUACAAAGAACCAAUGAUCCUAGUCGGACCGGAAAACCUCACCCUCACUGUCCACCAAACCGCCAUUUUGGAAUGUGUUGCCACAGGAUACCCUCGGCCCAUCGUGUCUUGGAGCAGGCUAGACGGCCGUCCUAUCGGUGUGGAGGGAAUCCAAGUGCUCGGCACUGGCAACUUGAUGAUUUCUGAUGUCGGUGUGCAACACUCGGGUGUUUAUGUGUGUGCUGCCAACAAACCCGGGACCCGUGUUCGUAGGACUGCUCAGGGCCGCUUGGUGGUCCAAGCUCCUGCAGAGUUCACUCAACCGCCGCAGUCUAUUGCGCGACCCGUCGGGACCACCGCCAUCUUCACGUGCCAAGCCCAGGGCGAACCUGAGCCCCAACUCACCUGGUUGAAGAACGGCCAGAUCCUAGAGCCCGGUGGGCCCGUCAAACUCAGGAACAGCAACAGCACGCUGACCAUCUACGGCAUCAGCCAGGACGACGAGGCCAUCUACCAAUGCAUCGCAGAGAACAGCGCCGGCUCCACGCAGGCCAGCGCUCGCCUCACAGUACUCUGGGCCGACGGCCUCCCUGGCGUGCCCACCAACGUGCAGGCUGAGGCCCUCUCACCCACCACCAUCCAGGUGUCCUGGAGGGAGCCCGAUCAGAACACGCAGGACAUCAUCGGUUACGUCCUCCAUAUACGCAGGACCGCAGACCCUGCGGAGAUGGAGUAUGAGGAGGCCGUCAGUAAGGCGACGCUGCAGCAGAUCAUUCGAGAUCUGGAGCCUUCCACCAGCUACACCUUCUACGUAAAGGCCUACACAUCACAUGGUGCCAGCAAACCAUCGGACAGUGUCAUGGAGAACACUCAUGGGGAAGUUCCAGCACCUCCCUCGCUCUUCACCAAAGUGGUAAACAGCAGUGUGGUGCAAGCAGUGUGGGAAGCUUCCACCAAGAUGGGUCAACACCAAGGCUUCAGACUCUAUUACAGAAGAGCCCACACAGCAGUAUUUACUGGACCCAUCGUCUUGCCACGCAACGCCUCCCAGUACAACAUCACUCAGCUGGAUCCCUCACUGGUCUAUGAGAUUAAUCUGCUAGCGUACAACCAACACGGAGAUGGCAACGCCACCAUGCGCUUUGUUUCACUUCGGGAGGCUUUGGAGAAAUCUGUUCUGGACGCCUCAUGCGACUGUGUGCAAGACGAGCAAAGCAAAACGUCCACUACUGGCAUCAUAAUUGGUAUUCAUAUCGGAGUCACCUGUAUCAUCUUCUGCGUUCUCUUCCUUGUCUUCAGCUACCGCGGCAGGUUGAUGAUUUGUAAGGCAGUUCAGGCAACCCCUCAGGCGGUACACAACGCAGCACUGGAGUCCUCCACCUCUUCCCAGGGGGCCUCUGGCUUGAACUCGGCCACCAGGAGGGAAAUGGAGGUCAAUGGCAGCACAGGAGGGAACAAAGUGGUUGACAGCAAUGAGCUGGAGAGACUUUUCCCUCAACCCAACACACAAGACAUCUUAAACAUGGCUGACUCAACCGUGGUGUCAUACUCACCAAAUGACACCCAGCUGUGCACGAUAGCGCUCGACGAAUUCACUGUCGAGCGGGACACAGAGACGCAGUUCCAGGAGUCUUCCGCAACACGAACGGGUCCACAGAACCAAGGCUAAUCAGCGUACGAAGGCCAAUCCACACGCCCCCGUGUCCGCAGUGUCCACUCAGUUUCGUUCUCACUCAGGUUGUUCUUUCAAAGUAGUUUGCAUUUUUGUGCAACGAUUUUUAUUCGUAAGUUAAAGGAGUUGUAGGGAGUUUAGGACUGGUUUCAGGAAAGUUGUGUUUAGCCAGGCAGACCAGUUUAGUGUUCUCGGACUGUCACUAUUUGGUCCUUUGUUCAUUUUCUGGUGUUAGGCAGCACACAGAAGAGCCAAAAUGUCCUUGUUAUACAAAGAUGAUUUCAUGUUUAAGUUUAUAUAUUUACAUAUACCUUUAUCAUCUCGGUGUCAAAGUGGUUCUAAGUUAUUGGUCUUCUCGCUACUUUCCUGUGGAUGUCAAAGAUGCCUGCUGCCUGCUCUAACAUACCAACGAUUCCAUCUCAGAAGACCUAAGCCUUCUUCAAGGGACUCGGCGUGUUCUGUCUCAGGACUUUUGGGUUAUUCAGUCGGGAAUUCUGGGCCUUCAUGCAAGCGAUAGGUUGUGUGAAGCUUGUUGUUCAACAAAAACCUACCUCAACCGGAAUGAAUGUGUUGUGGGAAGCCUUUAGGGAACUUCCACUGUGUUUUCACUUACUGUACAUGCGGAGGAACUGAUGGGUCCGAAUUACAAGAUCAGGUGCCGCACUACCUCAGAUGUCAAAAAAUCGUCUCUCCUAAGCUCCUCUCGUGCUUGUCAAGACAAAACGACGAGUGUCCAACAUGAAGCACUUCCAAAUGCUGAAUUUAAUGUUCUACCUCAAAAAUAACAUUGUAAUGUUGUCAUUGUUCUAGUUGUUGUUUGUUGCAUAAUGAAAACAUUUUCAUUCUCUAUUUUGUUUGAGGAAUUUGAUAUGUGUAACUACGAUGUUGUCUAGUACCACAUGCAGGAUUAUAUCGUGUUUGUGUGUAAGUGUAUUAGGGCCACGCUGAAAAGAGCAAAGUGAGUUAUGAGUUUAAACUUUAAAGGCAAAAUAUUACCAGAGCAAUGAUUGGAUUUUUACUACAAAAAAUGUAAUAUCUCAAAUUUAGGAGAAUAAAUUAGCAAAUAUAUAUAUAUGAGAAGCCUACCCUCGACCCCUGACCAAGCGCCGUAGAGUAGGUGUGGUUGUGGGGGAAACAUGCCAAAUUGAGUGUUUUGUCCAAGAGGAGAAGCAUGCAGAUUUACCCUGUGCUAAUUAUUAUUUUUGUAAAUCAGGUGGAUGUUGAUGAAUUAAAUGCAGUAAAUUUACUUGCUUUAUAAAUUAUUAUAAGAUAAUAUUUUAGCCCGAAUGCAAUGUCAUUGUCAGAAUGCCCCGCGCUUGAAUGCACGUCAUUUAUUUGUUUAAACCCCAGUGACAGUUUGAACUAAAUGUAUAUGUAAAGCGGGAUUUGCCACCAGUCAGAGUCUCUUCACUCAUUUUUGAUGUAUUCAUUGACCCGAUCACUGCCCGUAUAACAACCCGCUCCACCUUUCUGCAGUUAAGUUACAGGACCAUGUACUCUCAAAAUAAACUGCCUGUUAUACUCUGACAACACUACUCUAAACUCAAUUUGAGAUUAUUUUUUUUUUAACUCAAUAUCUUUGUAAAAGCACGACCGGGCCCCUUUAAGAUAUAAAGUCUACAAACAAUGAAAUAUGUAUCAUUCCACCAGUUAAAUUACAUUAAAAUUCCCUUUUGGUGUGUUUGUUUUUGACUGAUUGAAAACGUGGAUUGGAAUUUUAGCAGUCAGCCUUUAUUCUCGUAACUUUACCUUUUUUUCUUUUUAGCGUGGCCAAAUACUAAUAGCGUUCUAUUUUAAAAUUGUUUUGAUCAUUAUUAUGUUUGUUUUAAUUGUACUUUUGGGGGACGAAAAAAAACAUUCUGCAUUGAAAAUAACAUUUUACACACUAUUUCCUGCUAAAUGAGCUGUGCUACUGCUCAUUUGGUUGAAAGGCAAAAUGACACAAACGUGUGGUAGGAUUGAUUGAGUGUUGUGUGUCGGUCAAAAAAACAUUUUCAUGAGUUUUAAUGAAUUGUCAUGUAUUACAUUUCAACACAAGCACAAAUCUGAACUGCCAAGAAAUAUUACACGUUCACUGGCAUUGUCCAGUGUUUUGGUCGGUCAUUGACGCGUCUCUUGCUGAGGGUGAGAUGAGAAGGUUGAUGUUACUUCACAGAUCUAAUUGGGAAGAAGAGUAGGUGUGAAGUACUAGUUUUCCCGCCGGUGCAAGUGGAUAUAUUGUAAUAAAUCCUGUCACUGUUCUGCAGGUAUCUGCACUGUAAAGAAGAGCUGUCAAAAUAUAACAUAUAAAGACUGCAUUUCAGGAAAACAACAAGUUUAAUUAAAUAGCUGCAUGGACAGCUAAUUUUACUUGGUAAAACAUCCUAAAUUAGGGUUUAUAUACGUACAAAUUGGCAGGACUUUGUAUUUUAUUCUAAAAACGAGCAUUAUUCAACGUGAUUCUUAAAUUAGGCAUCCCCGAUUCUUAAAUUAAGCAUCCCUGAGAUGUUGCAGAAUCAUUAAACAAGAUUUUCUAUGUGGGGGGAAACCAAACAAAUCUUAAAUGAAUAGUUAUUUUCUCAAUUUUAACAUUUUGACAAAUAUAUAGUUAUUCAUGCUAAAAAAUAAUAUUAGUCUAUGACAAAAUAUAAGUAAAUUGCUCUUAAAACUAGUGACGUGUCUAAAAAUAUUUGUUUUAAUUACAGUGGGACCAAUUAGUCCAGAUGAAAAAAAGACUCAUCUUAUGCAAUAGUUUUUGACCAACAAUAAAAUAAGGGUGUGAAUCACAAAUUAUAAUACAGUAGUUCUCAAACUUGUUAAACCAAGUACAAUCUCAAAAAAAUGUUGGCUCUCUAAUUACCACCAUAUAUAAACAACAGACAAAAUAAAUAAAUAAAGUAGUGUAGCAGGCCUAAGUAGUCAUUAAAACAUGGCAGAGGUUUUAUUCAACAAGUAUAUUUAAUAUGUUGGCCACUGUAACGUUACACACAGUUUAAACAGUAACACUGUUUGAAUACAGGAAAAUAAAACACUGUACUUUAUUCAAGAGAUUCUUUGGCGUACCAGUUUGAGAAUCCCUGUUCUAAUGUAAUGUAACCCGCCUAUUUCUGCCUCUUUCCAGAGUCCAUAGAUUAAAAGUCAAGAGCGAGUUGACGAAUUAAAACCUGUCAGCUCAUAGUCCAGCUCAUUGAGGACCAUCAGAAUUAUUUUUAUUUCAUUUUCGCAAUAUUUCAGGGAAAGCUUAUGCUGUAUUAGAUCCACAAAUGUAUCGGAGUGGAUUAUGCUCUUGUAAAGCAAAGGACAUGGCUUCCAGUCCUGGCCAUUAAUUAUUUGAUAUGUUUUAAUCAAUUUAAAACUGCUCCUUAUAAUGAUUUUAAAAAUCCCUUAUUUUUAUAAAUUUUUCAGGGAGAUUUCUCAUAUUUCGAUUUGCAAAUGUUGACAGGUAUGCUCACAGUUAAGUCACAAAAAGUUUUCACAUUUUAGCCACCUGACUUAAUAACCACCACUAACUAACCACUUCUACCAGUAGGUAGGACAAAUUUCACCACACCCAUCGUGUGUGUGAUUGGUGGGACUUUAACUUAAAUGUAAAAUGUAAUGUAAAAUUGUAUAUUUUAUCUCUUACCCUUCAGCUUGCUUAAAGGAAGUUGCUCUUUGUGUUGCCUAAUGUGUUUGUUGUGGUGAUAUUCCUGUGGUUGCACCUUUAUUACCUCUGCCAGGACGUUGUGUAAUUGUUUAUAUUAGUUAGCAAAAUAGUUAAACAAACUUAUGGCUGAUUUUUUUAUGAAACAUUCAGAAAAUGGCCAAAAUGGGAUAAGGAACAUUUCCUGUCUGAUCCGGCCAAUUUCUACUAGGUUACCUUACGUUUAUGCUUCUGUGUGUCUGUAUGCCAGUAACAACGCACAGACAAAGAUAGAGGAAAUAGACAAGAGUGUUCACUCCGUUUCUUUUAUUCUCGCUCAAAAAGUUAUGGACAAUUUUUAUCUAACCUUCAGGAAAUUUCAGAGAUAGAAUAAAGAACAAGUCAUUACAUUUUGGGGCUGAUCCGGAUUACCAUCUGAAUUCAGGACUUUUUUUUUUUUUACUA
Molecule: messenger RNA, 6579 nt
Organism: Entelurus aequoreus (snake pipefish)
Lineage: Eukaryota; Metazoa; Chordata; Actinopteri; Syngnathiformes; Syngnathidae
Gene: igdcc3
Product: immunoglobulin superfamily, DCC subclass, member 3
Exons: 14
Coding region: 198-2510 (770 amino acids)
Biological process (GO): axon guidance; cell-cell adhesion
Cellular component (GO): plasma membrane; axon
Molecular function (GO): protein binding
Source: RefSeq, a predicted model, not a curated record